Molecule: messenger RNA, 968 nt
Organism: Penicilliopsis zonata CBS 506.65
Lineage: Eukaryota; Fungi; Ascomycota; Eurotiomycetes; Eurotiales; Aspergillaceae
Exons: 1
Coding region: 35-838 (267 amino acids)
Molecular function (GO): methyltransferase activity
Source: RefSeq, a predicted model, not a curated record
AAUCCUUAUCCUUCAUUCCUCUACCUUAUUGCUCAUGGAAUCAGCAACGUAUACCCACGGACAUCACCCCUCGGUGCUGCGCGCCCACACCUGGCGCACGGCACGCAACUCGGUGGCCUUUGUGCUCCCCCAUGUGCAGCCGGCGAUGCGCAUCCUCGAUCUCGGGUGCGGCCCGGGCAGCAUCACCGUCGACCUGGCGGCGUACGUGCCGUCGGGCCACAUCACGGGCGUCGACGCCGUGGGCAGCGUGCUGGAGCAGGCGCGGGCCCUCGCGCAGAGCAGGGGAGUGCGCAACAUCACCUUCACGACGGGGGAUGCCAACGCGCUGCCCUUUGCCGACGGCGCCUUCGACCUCGUGCUGGUGCACCAGAUGCUGCAGCAUGUCGCCGACCCCGUGGCGAUCCUGCGGGAGAUGAAACGCGUCACCCAACGGGGCGGGCUGGUGGCCGUCCGGGAGGCCGACUUCGGCGGCUUCAUCUUCCACCCGCGCUCGGCGCCGCUGGACCGCUGGAUGGAGCUGUAUGCGGCCGUGGCGCGGCGCAACGGCGGCGAGCCUCAUGCCGGGCGACGACUCCAUGUGUGGGCGCGCCAGGCCGGGCUGACGGACGUGGCCUGCUCGUCGAGCACCUGGUGUUAUGCGACGCGCGACGAGAUCCAGUGGUGGAGUGGCCUGUGGGCGGAACGGACGGUGGCCUCGUCGCUGGCGCAGACGGCAGAGGCGCAUGGCCUGGCGAGUGCAGACGAACUGGCCGAGUUGAGCGCCGGAUGGGAGGCGUGGGGGGAGGAGGAGGAGGCCUGGUUUUCUUGUCUGCAUGGAGAGAUCAUCUGUAGGGUUUAGAUAGUAGUAUAUAUAGUAUAUACUAACUAUCUAUACUAUAGUUGUAUAGUAUAUACUAACUAUCUAUACUAGUUGUAUAGUAUAUACUGACUAUCUAUACUAUAGUAUAUACUAACUAUCUUAUAUUAUA